Impatiens glandulifera is the source of this 2543-nucleotide messenger RNA. RefSeq names its product probable receptor-like protein kinase At1g49730. The coding region runs from base 326 to 2374 and encodes 682 amino acids. The record is from RefSeq and is a predicted model, not a curated record. The transcript has 9 exons. Gene Ontology annotation, biological process: protein phosphorylation. Lineage: Eukaryota; Viridiplantae; Streptophyta; Magnoliopsida; Ericales; Balsaminaceae. Gene Ontology annotation, molecular function: protein kinase activity; ATP binding.
UUAAAAACUCAAAAUUGUGGAAGGAAGCAUGAGCAGUUCUUCAAAAUCUCUGUAAUAAUCAAUUGGAAUUUGAACCCUUUGUCCAUUUGUAUAACUUUGUCUUCUUCUCUUUAACUACUCGCAAGCUUCCAAAUAUUCCUUGCUGUCACAGGGCUCACUCUCUCUCUCUCUAUAAGCAACCACCAGGGUCCGGGCGGAAGUAACGACGGACGAUCGUGAGACGAUUCUGUCGGUCCAUUUCAUUUGGAUUAUGCAGAUAGAAAGAACCACUCUCUCUCUCUGAGCAUCCUGUGGUUUCCUUCCUCCUGAAUCGUUGGUGACGGCCAUGACGGUGGUGGCCGGAGGAUCUACCUUUCUAGCCUUGCUCAUCUAUUUCAACAUGCAAUUCUCAGAGGCGGCUGUGGCUGUUCAAGACUGUCCUCUAGAUAUAAGUGGGUCGAACUUCAGUCUAGCUGCUACAACAUGUUCUAAUAAAGAAGAUAGAGGAAAGUGUUGUCGAUAUAUUAACGCCUUUGUAGCUGUUUCCGUCGCUCGAUACGCAAAUGUGACAGGAAAUUUGGGUGUCAAUUCAGAUAUGUCCCGAAUUUGUUUAAAUUCCAUAUCAAAAACAUUACAAAUUCAUGGAGUAACACCAAACGCCACAAUUUUCUGCGGGUUCGGGUUCAAAAUUCCCGUUAACUAUGAAUGUCAACGAAGAACAACCGUUACAGAAAUGCUGCAAUCUCCUAGAUUCAGAAUCGUGAAGGAGAAGUGUACUAAACAACCGUUAUCUGUUGAAAGCAAUUGUAGAAAAUGUUUGAAUUCUGGCAUUGUUUAUCUUCGGAAUCUGAUAAUCAGUCCGGAUAAUACGACGUUGACUACAUGUCGGGACGCAACUUUUGCUGCCCUCGCCAGCCAAACCGACAACAUGUCGGUUGCUGAAUUGGCGAAUUGUUUCUUCGGUGUUCAAGGGCUAUUCAGCGUUCCUCCAAUUUUGAAGAAUUCGUCAUCGUCUAUGGUUUCACCACCGCCGGAGGUUACUCCCAGUCCAAUCCCCGCCGCCAGCCCAAACCAACUGUCAAUGACUAUACCCGUUAAUAAGAAACAAAACCGAAGCUACCACCUCACACUUGGUCCAGCUGUUGGUAUAGCGGUUACUUCAGUUGCUGUAUUGAUAAUCAUCGUAUUGGUGUUUCUCAUACGUCGAAAGAAGAGACAGCUACACGAAGCUAGAACCAUUACCACCUCGAAUACGACAUCUCCAACCGCUUCUUCUCAGAUUCAAACAAGAAGACUCUCCCCAGCUCCUUUGCCUUUGUUGAUGAAGAUUGGGUACAAGGAAACGAAAAAGGCGACAAACAACUUUGUUACGGUUGUUGGACAAGGAGGUUUCGGGACUGUUUACAAAGCUCAGUUUGAAGACGGUUCCACAUUGGCAGUGAAGCGAAUGGAUAAGGUGGAAUCGGAGGAGCAGGCUGACGAUGAUUUCUGCAGAGAAAUUGAGAUUCUUUCGCGGUUACACCAUCGACAUUUAGUCGCUUUGAAAGGAUUUUGCACUGGAAAUCAAGAAAGGUUUCUCAUGUAUGAAUAUAUGGGAAAUGGAAGUUUAAAGGAUCAUCUUCACAGUCCAGGUAGAACUCCUCUCAGUUGGCGGACUAGAGUUCAGAUCGCAAUCGAUGUCGCGAAUGCCUUGGAAUACCUUCAUUUCUACUGCGAUCCUCCACUGUGUCAUCGAGAUAUUAAAUCCAGCAAUAUAUUAUUGGAUGAUUCUUUUGUGGCAAAGGUUGCAGAUUUCGGCCUAGCCCAUGUUACAAAACACGACACAAUCUCAUUUGAGCCAGUAACCACAGUUGUCCGGGGCACACCAGGGUACAUGGAUCCGGAAUACGUGAUAAUGCAGGAGCUUACAGAUAAAAGUGAUGUUUACAGUUACGGUGUAUUACUGUUGGAAUUGGUGACAGCUAGGAAAGCCAUUCAAGACAACAAGAACCUGGUAGAGUGGUCACAGGCAUUCAUUUCAUCAGAUUCUUCGAGACUUAUAGAGCUUGUGGAUUCGAGUAUACGAGAAUCGUUCAACUUCUAUCAACUUGAGACAAUAGUAAGUUUGGUGAAAUGGUGCACACAGAGAGAAGGGCGAGCAAGGCCUUCGAUUAAGCAAGUGUUAAGGUUACUAUAUGAGUGCUGUGAUCCAUUGCAGAAUGGGUUUUUACAGGCAGUUGAAGAUAAUAAUGAAGAAGAAGAAGAAGUGAAAAUGAAGAAUAAUAAUAAUGAUAAAGAUCUUGCUUCUUCUUCUUCUUCUUCAACAACAACAACGUCUAGGUCCACCCAUGGAAGUAGAUGUUUGAUUUUAGACACUACUAGCUCUCCUCAUUCUCCUACUCAAGGGAUUCAUUAAUCCCUCUAAAAGUCCAAUUUUCCACCAAUAAUACAUAUCUUUGGAGCCCUUAUUUUUAAAUGUCUUUUGUUGUUACAAUAAUAUAUUGAUAUUUACUCAUUGAGUGCUUUGAGUUGUGCAAUAAAUAAAAGUUUGUCUUUCUCUCCCACAUAUUGACAAUGUUCUUUCA